AUGACGGCGAUUCGUCGUCUUCUUCCUCCUCUUCAUCUGGAUCCAAGAAAAAGAAGAAGAGUAAAAAGAGCUCUUCGUCGGACGGUGGCGAUAGCGGCUCAAGCUCGUCCGAUAGCGGAUCCUCUUCUAACGGGGACCGGUCUUCCUCUGGCAGCGGCGACGGAGGUGGUGACGGAGGUUCGUCAGGCGACGGAGGAAGUGACGGAAAAAGUGUCCAAGAAAGUGACGGAGAUGGGGGAGGGGGCGGCGGAGGAGACGGAGGAGGGAGCGACGGAGGAGACGGAGGCUCGCUCGUCGCAUUCGAAAGGUUCGUCGCAUUCGAAAAAGUCUUCUUCUGAUGGCGAUAAUGGCGACGGGGGAGGCGACGGAGGUGGCGACGGGGGCGGCGACGGAGGCGACGGGGGCGACGGUGGUGGCGGCGACGGGGGUGGUGACGGAGGCGGCGACGGAGGCGGCGACGGUGGUGACAGCGGUGAUGGUGGUGGUGAUGGCGGCGACGGCGGCGACGGAGGUGACGGAGGUGGCGACGGAGGUGACGGAGGUGGCGACGGAGGCGACGGAGGUGGCGACGAAGGCGACGGAGGUGGCGACGGUGGUGAUGGUGGCGGCGACGGCGGCGACGGAGGUGGUGACGGGGGCGGCGAUGGGGAUGGUGGUGAUGGCGGCGACGGCGAGGGAUCAGGGUCUACCGAAGGUUCAGGUGACGACGGCGAUUACUCCGAUAUGAAUGCUCGGGAGAAGCGGAGUGUUGACGACAGUAACGGGGAUGACAGUAACGGGGAUGACAGCUACGACGAUUAUAGCGGGGAUGGAGGUGACUAUAACAGCGAUUCCUCUGGAGACGGAGGGGACGAGUACAGUGAUGGAGAUUCUAGCGACGACGACUAUAGCGAGGGCGACGGUAGCGAGGGUGACUAUAACGAAGGCGACUACCCAGAUGACGGAAGCACGGAGGGAGAUGGGGACCGGAGGCAAAGGGGUUCAUCCAACGGCUCAGGAUCAAGCAGGCGGAAGAAAGGACGGAGGGGAUCGAGCCGUAAAGGGAAGCACGGAAAGAAGGGGAAGCACGGGAAGAAAAAGGGCGACUCGUCGCCGCCAAUCGCGAGCGAUCCGGCCGCCAACUUACCUCCCGUUACAAUCGUUCCCCCGUUCACGGUCAAAACCCCCCCGGUAAUAUCAUUCCCGCCGAAGAUCACCAAUCCGAAACCGGUUGACCCGUCACCAGCACCCCCAGUGGGCCCCCUCAUACCCGAUAAUGUCAACCCGUUACCAUUCGAUCUCAUCCCCGUUCCGCAACGAACAACCACCGACUCGUUUACGCUAAACCCUUUUAAAGGCAGAGUCGCGAGUUUCCCAUUAGAGCCCAGUCGAAAGGACCCAAAAGCGAGCUUGAUAAAAAAGCCAAAACCGCCAGUGGCAAAGCCGAAAGUGCCGACUCUCCCGCCCAAACCGAAGGUGCCGACGCUGCCGCCCGCACCGACACCGAAGGUGCAGAUUCCGCCAACGACGCCGCCGAAUGCGGGAGCAGUGGACCCGUCCGAUCCGAACAACCCGUUUGCGAGUCCGUUUGACCCGCCGCCCGGCGCGAAUGGCCCGUUGACUCCGACUGACCCGAUUGACCCGCUGAAUCCGCCGUCGCCGUCGCCGCCGGUGGUUGCUCCCAAGCCUUCCCCGCCUCCUGAUGAUGGUGCCGGCAUUCCCAACACCACCGUCCCGCAAAUGCUCCCCGAUUCCUACAACGCCUCAGCCAUCAUCAAGCCGAAAACCACCACCACCACAACCGCCCCUCCCUCUCCCCCGAACGACUCGGGAGUCAACACUCUGAUGGUCGUGCUCAUGGUGACGAUUCCCCUGGGAGCAGCAGCGGUGAUUACAAUGGGUAUGCUGGGGUGGAGUCAGUACAAGAAGUGGAGCAUGAACGCCCAAGGCCCUGCCACUGCCGGGGGACCAGGGGGUGGGGGUGGGUCUGCUGGGUUUGGUGGUGGGUACGAGACACUAGGAGGAGGGCCGUUUGGACGGUGA
Molecule: messenger RNA, 2022 nt
Organism: Closterium sp. Naga37s-1
Lineage: Eukaryota; Viridiplantae; Streptophyta; Zygnematophyceae; Desmidiales; Closteriaceae
Source: the annotation of a GenBank genome assembly